Messenger RNA from Hippocampus comes (tiger tail seahorse), 4241 nucleotides. RefSeq names its product structural maintenance of chromosomes 4 (gene smc4). Gene Ontology annotation, molecular function: ATP hydrolysis activity; protein binding; ATP binding. The transcript is spliced from 24 exons. The record is from RefSeq and is a predicted model, not a curated record. Gene Ontology annotation, biological process: mitotic chromosome condensation. Bases 194 to 4120 code for a protein of 1308 amino acids. Lineage: Eukaryota; Metazoa; Chordata; Actinopteri; Syngnathiformes; Syngnathidae. Gene Ontology annotation, cellular component: chromosome; condensin complex.
CUUCUCCAAAUCGAGGAGCCGCUCGACAUGUCACCGAUCUGAAUUUUCUGGAUUAUUUUUCACCAUUUUUUGGUUCGCCGCUAUUUUUCCCAAGUGGCAUUUAUACUGGGGAAACGACUUUUGAUAAAGAUUUUGCGAAAGUGACCCCCCACCCCCAUUCCACCCCUACACCCCCUCCUUCAGACUUCAAAUCAUGCCAUUUAAAAGUGCAAAGAGCUCCACCGCGGCCGCCGCCUCCAAGUCAGCAGGAGGAAAGGGGUCGCAGCCUCGGGAUGCCUCCGAGGACGAGCUGGACGAACCCCCCCGAGGAAGCCGCUCCAAUGGCCAGGGAGAGGAGGAAGCACCGCCGCCGACAACUGCCUGUGCCACAGAUCCGCCUGUCGGGGAGGCUGCCGAGGCGGUUGAUAGCCGCCCUUUGGAGGAGAUUCUCGGUAGCACCCCUCCACCCCCGCCCCCAGCCAUGACCAAUGAGCCUGGCGCUCCCCGCCUCAUGAUAACGCAUUUAGUCAAUCGCAACUUCAAGUCGUAUGCAGGCGAGCAGAUUCUAGGGCCCUUUCACAAGCGGUUUUCCUGCAUCAUUGGUCCGAAUGGAAGUGGCAAGUCCAAUGUGAUCGACUCCAUGCUAUUUGUGUUUGGAUACAGAGCUCAAAAGAUCCGAUCGAAAAAGCUGUCGGUACUAAUCCACAGUUCUGAUCAGCACAAAGAUGUCCAAAGCUGUACUGUGGAGGUGCAUUUUCAAACGAUUAUUGAUAAGGAAGGAGAUGACUACGAUGUCAUCCCCAACAGCAAGUUCUAUGUUUCCAGGAGCGCCCACAAAGACAAUUCUUCAGCCUACUAUAUCAAUGGCAAAAAGGCCACAUUCAAAGAAGUGGGCAUUUUGCUUCGAAGCCACGGCAUCGACUUGGACCACAAUAGAUUUCUCAUCCUCCAGGGUGAGGUGGAGCAAAUUGCCAUGAUGAAGCCCAAAGGUCAGACGGAGCAUGAUGAGGGAAUGCUGGAGUACCUGGAGGACAUUAUCGGCUCCUGUCGCCUCAAAGAGCCCAUCCAAACUCUGGCCCGCAGAAUUGAACUGCUUAAUGAACAGAGAGGGGAGAAGCUCAACCGAGUCAAGCUCGUGGAGAAGGAAAAGAAUGCUCUUGAGAAAGAAAAGAACAAAGCUGUGGAGUUUCUCACUUUGGAAAAUGACAUCUUCAAACAUAAGAGUCGCCUCUGCCAAUAUUAUGUUCAUGAUCUGCAAAAGCGUGUGGCGGAUAAAGAGCAGGAAAAGAACAACAUCUUAGAGGACACCAAAGAACUCUCAGAGAAAACCGCUAAGAUAUCACAAGAGAUGGAGAAAAUGAAUCAGGAGCUCAAAAAUGUGGAGAAGAAACAGAACAAGCUCAACAAGUACAUUGAGACUCAGAAGGAGAUGUUCACCCAGCUAGACUUGCAGGACGUUGAAGUGCGCGAGAAGAUCAAACACUCGAAAAGCAAGAGCAAGAAGUUACAGAAACAGCUGGAGAAAGAUCAAGAAAAGCUGGAAGAGGUGCGCAGUGUACCCACAAACAGCGAAAAGGCCAUCUCAGAGGCCACCGCUCGCAAGGAAGAGCUGGAGAAGCAGAAAGGGAAGGAGGAGGAGAAACUCAAGGAGGUGAUGGAGAGUCUAAAAGAAGAGACUAGUGGCUUGCAACAGGACAAAGAGGCCAAAGAGCAAAAGUUGAUGGAGCUGAGUAAAGACGUGAACGAGACGCGUUCUCGUAUGGACCUGGCGCAGUCUGAGAUCGACAUCUACCUGAGCCGCCACAACACGGCCGUAACACAGCUCAACUCGGCCAAACAAGCCCUUCAGACCACGUCGGACACGCUGCAGGAGCGCCGUGCCGCUAUUAAAGAACUGGAAGUCAACAUACCGAAGACGGAGAAAGAAUUCAGGAAGGACGAGGCAGAGCUGGAGCAGCUGACAAAGAUGGAUAACGAAACCCGUCAGAUCGUGGGGGAAAUGAGACAGAAGGUAGACGAGGCCAAGACCUCCCUGUCCUCCAACCGCAGUCGGGGCAAGGUCCUGGAUGCUCUCAUGCAGCAGAAGAAGAGUGGCAGAAUUCCUGGUAUUCUUGGAAGACUGGGAGACCUGGGAGCCAUUGAUGAAAAGUAUGACGUGGCAAUUUCCUCCAGUUGUGGCGCUCUGGAUCACAUUCUGGUGGACACCAUCGACACGGCUCAGAAAUGUGUCACAUUUCUCAAGCAGCAGAACAUCGGCGUGGCCACCUUCAUUGGUCUUGACAAGAUGAAGGUUUGGGAAAAGAACAUGGGCCCGAUCCGCACCCCUGAGGACAGCCCCCGUCUCUUUGACAUGGUGAGAGUGAAUGACACCAGCGUGCGCCCGGCCUUCUAUUUUGCCCUGAGGGACACCCUGGUGGCCCGGGACAUGGAGCAAGCCACGAAGAUUGCCUUCCAGAGAGAAAAACGCUGGAGAGUGGUCACCCUCAAGGGCCAGAUCAUCGAGAUGGCCGGAACAAUGACUGGAGGAGGAAGAGUAAUGAAGGGCAGGAUGGGCUCCUCUCUCAACACUGAGGUCUCCCAGGUGGAGCUCGACCGCAUGGAGAUCAAGCUGAACGAGAACGUGACAAAGCUGCAGGGCUGCCAGGAGAGGAAGCUGCAGCUGGAGGAGAAUGUCCAGCGUUUCCACUCUCAGCUCCGCGACAUGAAAAACACUCUGGAAAAAUACGUCAACAGCAUGACCAGUCUGGCUGACCAGCAGAGCCACCUCAAGGUGCAGAUGAAGGAACUGGAGGCCAAUGUGCUGGCUGCUGCCCCGGACAAGACCAAACAGAAGCAGAUGGAGAAGUCUCUGGAGGUCUACAAGAAAGACUUCGAAGCAGCGUCCAGUAAAGCGGGAAAGGUGGAAAACGAGGUGAAGAGGCUCCACAACCUGAUCGUGGAAAUCAACAGCCACAAGCUGAAGGCUCAGCAGGACAAGCUGGACAACAUCAACAAAGGCCUCGACGAAUGUUCCUCCACCAUCACCAAAGCGAAAGUUGCCAUCAAGACGGCAGACCGCAACCUGAAGAAGUGCGCGGACAGCGUGACUCGCUUGCAGAGCGGGCUGGAGGACAACGACAAGUCUUUGGCGGCAUUCACGGAGCAACUGAAGAAACUGGAGGACGAGGCGGGAGAGAUCAUGAAAGCUUGUCAAGAAGCUGAGGCGGCGCUCCCUGAGGUGCAGGAGCAGUACCAGACCGUGAUGAAGGAGAUCAAUGUCUUACAGCAGCAGGAUCACGCCCUACAGGAGGAGUCGCUGAGCGUGCGGCUGCGCGUGGAGCAGAUGGAGGCCGCCGUCAGCGAACACAAGCACAAGAUCAAACACUGGCAGAAGGAGGCCUCAAAGCUGUCCCUGCACGCCGUGGAGGGUACGCCGGACGAGGAGCUACCCGUCCUCACGACCGAGCAACUCGACGAAAUCGCAGACCCCAACAUCAUCAGCAGCAAGAUGAUCACCUUGGAGACCAAGUGUGCCCAAAUGAAGCCCAACCUGGGCGCCAUCGCAGAGUAUCAGAAGAAGGAGGAGCAGUACCUGCAGCGCGUGGCCCAACUAGAUGAGAUCACCAACCAGCGGGACAAUUUCAAACGCGGCUAUGAGAACCUGUGCAAGCAGCGCCUCGGCGAGUUCAUGAGCGGCUUCAACAUGAUCACCAGCAAGCUGAAGGAGAACUACCAAAUGCUAACACUUGGGGGCGACGCCGAGCUGGAGCUGGUGGACAGCCUGGACCCCUUCUCUGAGGGGAUCAUGUUCAGCGUGCGACCUCCAAGGAAAAGCUGGAAAAAGAUCUUCAACCUGUCGGGAGGAGAGAAGACCCUCAGCUCCCUGGCGCUGGUGUUCGCCCUGCACCACUACAAACCCACGCCACUCUACUUCAUGGAUGAGAUUGACGCGGCCUUGGACUUCAAGAAUGUCUCCAUUGUGGCGUGUUACAUCUAUGAGCAAACCAAGAACGCUCAGUUCAUCAUCAUCUCGCUGAGGAACAACAUGUUCGAGAUCGCCGACCGCCUCAUCGGCAUCUACAAGACGCACAACACCACCAAGAGUGUCGCGAUCAACCCCAAGACCAUCGUGUUCCAAGACAUCGACGCCGCCACCGCCUAGAAUUCUCACUUCAGGCGCCACUUUCCUGUCUGCUCACUUGUAAAUAUUUUGUCCUGUACGAUGAGGUGCUGCUAUUUUAUACGCUUGGGAAAUCAAGAUUAAAUAAAGAAAUUUCAAUUCA